Messenger RNA from Manduca sexta (tobacco hornworm), 3505 nucleotides. It is a transcript of the gene P5CS, whose product is annotated as delta-1-pyrroline-5-carboxylate synthase. The record is from RefSeq and is a predicted model, not a curated record. NCBI's taxonomy places the organism in Eukaryota, Metazoa, Arthropoda, Insecta, Lepidoptera, Sphingidae. Gene Ontology annotation, molecular function: glutamate 5-kinase activity; ATP binding; glutamate-5-semialdehyde dehydrogenase (NADP+) activity. Bases 173 to 2527 code for a protein of 784 amino acids. Gene Ontology annotation, cellular component: mitochondrion; cytoplasm. The transcript is spliced from 10 exons.
UGUUACGUAGCAUUUAUCAACAGACGUCGUUAAUCUGUGCCGCGCGUGACAUGCGCCGGCGCAUGGGACAAUAAAUAAUUCAUAUUUAUAAAUGAAAAAAUAUUUAUGAAAUAAAUUAUAACGAAUAAUUUAUAUAGUUAUAAGUAAUUCAUUAUAGUGUUAAAGUGCUAAAAUGUUGCGUCUGUGCGGCCGUGCUGUAGAAAAAGUUGGGCAAAAAAGGUGGUAUACUGUAGUCGGAUGGGACAAACUGCCUUUGGUUGGAGCGGUUUCUGCACAAGAUGGUCUUAACGUUGACAAGAGGAACUUAGCAAGUGCAGAACGCAAGCAAAGAACAUUCACAGACAGAUCCCAGCUCAAAUACGCCAGAAGACUGGUGGUGAAGCUCGGCAGUGCAGUCAUAACUAGAGAAGACGGCAAUGGACUUGCUUUGGGAAGACUUGCAUCGAUUAUAGAACAGGUAGCGGAAUGUCACCACGAAGGUCGGGAAUGCAUCAUGGUGACCAGCGGCGCUGUCGCCUUCGGACGGCAGAAGCUGACGCAGGAGUUACUCAUGUCACUCUCCAUGAGGGAGACGUUGUCACCCAGCGAUCACACCAGGGAGGAUGCUGGCAGUAUCUUAGACCCUCGCGCGGCGGCUGCGGUGGGCCAGUCGGAGCUCAUGUCCAUGUACGAUGCCAUGUUCUCGCAGUACAACGUGAAGAUCGCGCAGGUGCUAGUAACCAAACCAGACUUCUACAAUGAAGAGACAAGGAAGAAUUUGUUCUGCACACUAUCUGAACUGAUCUCGUUGAACAUAGUGCCCAUAGUGAAUACGAAUGACGCUGUCAGCCCGCCUAUGUACAUCCAUGAUGAUACCGUUGUGCCUGGUACUGGGAAGAAGGGCAUCGGAAUAAAAGACAACGACAGUCUAUCAGCGCUGCUGGCUGCGGAGAUCCAGUCGGACCUGCUAAUCAUGAUGUCAGACGUGGACGGUAUAUACAACAAGCCGCCAUGGGAAGACGGAGCGAGGAUGAUGCACACCUACACGUCAAAGGAAAGGGAUCAAGUGCAGUUCGGACAGAAAUCGAAGGUUGGUACUGGUGGCAUGGACUCAAAAGUUAACGCAGCUACAUGGGCUAUGGCGAGAGGCGUCAGCGUUGUUAUAUGCAACGGAAUGCAAGAGAAGGCCAUCAAGACCAUUAUAAGUGGAAGAAAAGUUGGUACUUUCUUCACUGAUUACGCUACCAACUCUUCAACCUCUGUCGAUGUUUUGGCUGAAAAUGCGCGCACCGGCAGCCGAGUGUUACAGCAAUUGACACCAUCAGAACGGGCAUCUGCUAUACACUCGUUAGCCGAUUUACUUAUUAACAAGCAAGACCAAAUACUAGAAGCAAAUAACAAAGACUUGGAGGAAGCAACUAAAAAUGGAGUCGCCAAACCGCUGCUGAACCGACUCUCACUAAGUCAAGGGAAACUGAAGACUUUAUCUAUAGGUUUAAAGCAAAUUGCCGAUUCCAGUUAUGAAAAUGUAGGCAGAGUACUUAGAAAAACGAAGUUGGCCGAAAAUUUAAUGCUUAGACAAGUAACCGUUCCUAUUGGAGUUCUUUUAGUAAUAUUCGAAUCAAGACCUGAUUCUCUUCCUCAAGUAGCAGCCCUGGCUAUGGCGUCAGCCAACGGACUCCUACUGAAAGGUGGAAAAGAAGCUGCGUACUCAAACAAAGCACUUAUGGGAUUAGUUAAAGAAUCUCUACAAUCGGUAGGGGCUGAAGAUGCGAUUUCUUUAGUUUCGACUCGUGAAGAAAUUAGCGAUUUACUAGCAAUGGAGAAACACAUAGAUUUGAUUAUUCCUAGAGGUUCGUCGGACCUUGUUAGGAGUAUUCAAAAGCAAUCGCAGCACAUUCCAGUUCUUGGUCACGCUGAAGGAAUCUGCCACGUGUAUUUAGAUAAAGAUGCGGACGUAGCGAAAGCGCUGAAGAUCGUUCGUGAUUCGAAAUGUGAUUACCCAGCAGCGUGCAAUGCUAUGGAAACUUUACUUAUCCACGAAGAUCAUAUGUCUGGGUCUCUAUUCAAUGACAUUUGCAAUAUGCUCAAACAAGAAGGUGUAAAGAUCCACGCAGGUCCGAAGUUGGCUACUCAAUUGACGUUCGGCCCGCCUCCAGCAAGAACCAUGCGUCAUGAAUACGGUGCUCUGGAAUGUUGUAUCGAAGUGGUGAAGGAUCUGGAUGAAGCUGUACACCACAUUCAUCAGUUCGGCAGUUCCCAUACUGAUGUCAUUGUUACUGAAAAUGAUGGUACAGCGCGGCGAUUCCUCUCAGCUGUCGACAGCGCUUGUGUCUUCCACAAUGUCUCCUCUCGUUUCGCCGAUGGCUUCAGGUUCGGCCUUGGCGCUGAAGUUGGUAUAUCUACCGCCAGGAUCCAUGCUAGAGGACCAGUAGGUGUCGAAGGCCUCCUAACAACGAAAUGGAUACUCGAAGGCACAGACCACACAGCCGCUGAGUUCAAUGAAGGCAAAAGGAGUUGGUUACACGAAAAAGUGCCCGUGGAAUGACUAGCUAAACCAAAACUAACUAUUUGGCAUAAAAUUAGGCGAUUCUUUCGUGCCAUUUAGAAAGUAAAACAUAUAAUAUUUAAAACGCUUAAACACUAUAUCAUUUUCAAAGAAGGAAAGUCUACAGAAAAAGAAUCUACCUAAUUUUCAACUAUCUCUUUUAUUAUUAGUGUUAUUAACUGAUCCUGACACAGGGAUUAUAUUAAAAAAAAAAAAUAAUAAUAUCUAGUUUUUUUACUCUGAGCUGAUUUAAGUAACCGCUCGCACAGUAUUUUCUACUGCUUAUUCUGAUUUAUAAGUUACACAUCCCAUUACCAUAUUUUACCAUAAUGUAAUAGCAUUUCUUUCAAGUUGAAACUUUAUUAAAGAUUAAAGAAUAUUGAAUCAAGAUGAAUUUCAUAAGGAAUUUAUUUAUACAGUAUGCGGAUAGUGUUUAAUAAUGGAUAAUCCAUAUGGAUUUUGAUUCUUAUAUUGAACCACACAACUUGGGACCGUAGAAAUAUUUGUAAAUAAGUUUCACACUGAAGUGCGACGUCAGUUGAGAUGCUGUCAAGUUAAGGUCAGCAUCUUAAACUAGUAGUUAUUUUUAACCUAUAAUAGCAUCAGCAUAAAUGAGUAAGUCACAAUAUGUCAGGGAUUUUUACAGUUGAGUUUUGUAUAUUUAACAGCGCCGACUCAGCUGAGAACAAGCUCUUAAAUAACAGCUUAAGAUUGGUUUAUUAAAUAGUUCAAUAUAUUAAAUAUCUACUUGAGAUUUUACUCAAAGGUGAAAUUGAUUUAAAUAUUUACUUGAAUUUUGUUCUGAGUUGAGAUUACCUUAUAAAAUACGGCCCUUAAAGUUGAUGUCUCAAGUCAAUCCCUUGGUUAAUACAAAUUGCCUUGCAUUCUACACUGUAAGUAAAGUGCUGUAACUAUGUGAAAAUGUUUAUGUGGUUUACACUUUGUUAAUUAAUAUGAUAAAUAGACAAUGUAAUAUUA